UUGCUUUUAUUUAUUUGUGUGAAUGGGCGCCCAGGUGGAGGUCAGAGGAUAAUUUGUGAAUGUCAGUCUGUCCUCGCCUUCACCCGCUGAGCCAGCUUGACCGCAGAAGAGCCCCCAUGGCAUUCGCAGACUGAGCAGAGGAUCACUUGGUCUCAAGCCGCACCUCAGGAGGGCAGGACGGGUAGUGCUCUGCAUCGCGAGGGGCGGGGCCAGAGAGACCACGCCCCUUCUCUCUGGCGGGGGCCCGCGCGCCCCCGGCCUGGCUGCGGCGCGUGACGCGAGGGCGCGCGGCGACUCGGACGGGUGCAAAUAGCAGCGGAGACCGCGGACGAGCAGGUAGCAUGGCUGCUGCGGCGACGACCACCGGGCUCGAGGCGCCAGAGCCCAUGCCGAGUUAUGCAGAGAUGUUGCAACGAAGCUGGGCCUCGGCGCUGGCCGCAGCACGGGGCUGCGGGGACUGCGGCUGGGGACUGGCGCGCCGCGGCCUGGCGGAGCACGCUCAUCUGGCUGCACCCGAGCUGCUGCUGGCCCUGCUCUGCGCUCUGGGGUGGACAGCGUUGCGCUCAGCAGCCACCACGCGCAUCUUUCGGCCCCUGGCCAAGCGGUGUCGCCUGCAGCCUAGAGACGCGGCUAGGCUGCCUGAGAGUGCCUGGAAGCUUCUGUUCUACUUGGCCUGUUGGAGCUACUGUGCCUACCUGCUCUUGGGCACCAGUUACCCUUUCUUCCAUGACCCGCCCUCUGUCUUCCACGGCUGGAGUUCGGGCAUGGCGGUGCCCUGGGACAUAGCGGUCGCCUACCUGCUGCAGGGGAGUUUCUACUGUCAUUCCGUCUAUGCCACCGUGUACAUGGACAGCUGGCGCAAGGACUCGGUGGUCAUGCUGGUACACCAUGUGGUCACCUUACUCCUCAUCGCCUCUUCCUACGCCUUCCGAUACCACAACGUGGGCCUCCUCGUGUUCUUCCUGCAUGACGUCAGCGAUGUGCAGCUGGAGUUCACCAAGCUCAACAUCUACUUCAAGGCCAGGGGUGGCGCCUACCAUCGAUUGCACGGGCUGGUGGCCAACCUGGGCUGCCUCAGCUUCUGCUUCUGCUGGUUCUGGUUCCGUCUCUACUGGUUCCCACUCAAGGUUCUCUAUGCCACCUGGCACUGCAGCCUGCAGUCUGUGCCUGACAUUCCAUACUAUUUCUUCUUCAACACUCUGCUGCUGCUCCUCCUGGUCAUGAACAUCUACUGGUUCCUGUACAUUGUGGCUUUUGCAGCCAAGGUGCUGACCGGUCAGAUGCGUGAAUUGGAAGACUUGAGGGAAUACGACACUCUGGAAGCUCAGACAGCCAAGCCCUGCAAAGCUGAGUGAGUGAGGCUGGGCCUCAGCCCCUAGCUCCUUCUUUCUGGAACAGCUACUGGUGUGGGCUCCUGGGAAUCCCGGGAGUCCUCAGGGAAAGAGCCUGAAGCAGAGGCUUGGCUGUGUAGUCAGGAAGGAAACAUCUGGGAAUGAGCUAGAGAGAGACCUGGCAGGAAGUUGCUUGCUAGGCCAGAAGAAACGUGCAAGAGACUGGGCCAGGCCCAACCAUGAUCUCCAGCUCCCAAAGGACAGCCAGGGCUCAGGACAACACCAAAGCACUGUCCACCUGGUUCUGUUGGCUUGGAGUCUGGGAUUGGCUCAAGCAGCCAGCAAGAACUGGAACAAUGCUGGGGUCUCAGUGGACCUCUGGGGACCUCACCAACCCUAGUCUGGGCAGACAAACAGGUUUUAGGACAUGUAGCCCCAGGAGACAGUAUGGUAGCAUUGAGUAGGAGCAAGGGCAGGAGGCUGUAGAAAGUUCCAGAAGGUGCAAACCAGCCAGGCCCUGGGAUGCCUUAGCUCAGACACCAGGAGGC
Rattus rattus (black rat) is the source of this 1879-nucleotide messenger RNA. RefSeq names its product ceramide synthase 1 (gene Cers1). Gene Ontology annotation, cellular component: membrane. The record is from RefSeq and is a predicted model, not a curated record. Bases 342 to 1355 code for a protein of 337 amino acids. The transcript has 6 exons. NCBI's taxonomy places the organism in Eukaryota, Metazoa, Chordata, Mammalia, Rodentia, Muridae. Gene Ontology annotation, biological process: ceramide biosynthetic process. Gene Ontology annotation, molecular function: sphingosine N-acyltransferase activity.